This is a messenger RNA of Nelumbo nucifera (sacred lotus), 1633 nucleotides long. RefSeq lists its product as uncharacterized. Lineage: Eukaryota; Viridiplantae; Streptophyta; Magnoliopsida; Proteales; Nelumbonaceae. The record is from RefSeq and is a predicted model, not a curated record.
CUAGUAGCUUUCUGCAGUAUAAUUAUUGCGUGUCAAACAAGUAGACGGUUCCUCUCCCGAGUGUCUUGCUACUCUCGCCAGAAGAAAUGGUGCUCGAGAACGCCAACAAUGGCGAAAGCAACCAGAGCUCGGAGACAGAACUUCGGAGCCCUAGCAACGGAGAGACCUUCGGUGCUGACCAAACGCAGCGCUUCACGGAAGAGAUCGACAGUACUUGCUCUACUCCUUACGUUAGUGCACCAUCCAGUCCUGGACGCGGUCCCAAUGGCUACUUCUACAGCGCGCCUGCGAGUCCAAUGCAUUUUGUUCUGUCCUCUGCUCCUGCUUCUUCCUCUGCCUCUGCUUUCAUCUCUGCCUCGACUGACCUUUCUGUCUCUGGAUCUUUUGAGUUCGAAUUCUCUGCGAGGUUUCCUUCUAAUGCUUCUACCACCGCUGGAUCCAUGAUUUCUGCGGAUGAGCUGUUCUUGAACGGCCAGAUCCGGCCGAUGAAGCUGUCUUCUCACUUGCAGAGGCCUCAGAUCUUAUCUCCGCUGCUGGAUCUUGAAGUCGAAGACGAGGAUGAGGAAGGUAAGGUUUCGAGAGAAACAGAGUUCGAGAAACGCGAGGAGUCGUUGACGAGAGGGAGAGAUCUGAGGUUACGCAGUGGAUCUCUGCACAGGAGGGCUAGAUCUCUGUCUCCUUUGAGAAAUACACCGUUCCAGUGGCACGAAGAGGAAGAAUAUCAGGAAGUACGACAUGCCGGCGAGCUUCAUCCUCUAGACCUGGAGGAUUCUGAGAAUAAACAGGCCGAAACUCCAUCGACGGGAACCACGCCUUCCGUUUCUGCUUCUUCGUCCAGGUCGUCCUCUUCCGGAAGGAGCUCGAAGAGAUGGGUCUUUUUGAAGGACUUCCUCUACCGAAGUAAAAGCGAAGGGAGAGGGAACAGUAAAGAGAAGUUCUGGUCUUCGAUUUCCUUCUCUCCUGCUAAAGAGAAGAAGUCUUCAUCAACAUCUCUCCCCUUCUCUUCCUCGAAGGAGAAGAAAUCUUCCGCGGCGCCUACAACGGCAGAGGCACAGAAACCGAAGCGGAGUCAACAGGUUUCCGCGAAGAAAACUGCUGCGGGUAAACCAGCCAAUGGCGUCGGCAAGCGUCGGAUUCCCCCGUCAGCUCAUGAGCUGCAUUAUACGGCAAAUAGAGCUCAGGCGGAGGAGAUGAGGAAGAAAACGUUCUUGCCGUACAGACAAGGACUGCUGGGGUGUCUAGGGUUUAGUUCCAAGAGCUACGGUGCUAUGAACGGAUUUGCCAGGACUCUGAAUGCAGUCUCUUCCAGGUAAACUUAUUUCAGGGUUAGAAGACGAGGUCGAGAUAUUCUGUAUAGUUUUCUUUUACCCCUUUUUUUUGAAGGAUUCUAUUUAUCUCUAUAAUUUUGAUGGGUUUUCUCUUUUCUUAAAAGAGAAGUGUUCAUGAAAGAACUAGCUUCUGCAAAAUGAUGAAAUUAUGGAGUUUUUAAAUCCCCAAUCUCCUUGAAAAGCAGGCCCAUUAAUCUACAGAUUUCAUUUCCCCUACAGUCCACUGUUACCAUUUGAAUUGUAUCUUCAAGGGAAAACAUAUAUAGUAGAAUUCCAUUUUCUCCUAUGUUUGGAGUUGCUAUUUA